Molecule: messenger RNA, 1255 nt
Organism: Baudoinia panamericana UAMH 10762
Lineage: Eukaryota; Fungi; Ascomycota; Dothideomycetes; Mycosphaerellales; Teratosphaeriaceae
Exons: 1
Coding region: 60-1136 (358 amino acids)
Biological process (GO): RNA splicing; generation of catalytic spliceosome for second transesterification step
Cellular component (GO): U2-type post-spliceosomal complex; U4/U6 x U5 tri-snRNP complex; U5 snRNP
Source: RefSeq, a predicted model, not a curated record
ACUUGUUCACUCAUAUCUUGCGUGCAAUCCUCGAUAUCAGCAUAUAGCAUCCACCCAACAUGGAUUUCGCCAGCUUAAUGCAAUCGCAGAUCACCUCUGCACAACCUUCAGACACCAACAAGAAAUACCUCAAGCGCUCGGAGGUAGAAGCGCAACGACAAGCCGACUACCUCCGCGAGCAAGAGGAAUUGGAACAAGCCCGCCUCGACCGUCUAGAGAAGAAGCGAAAGCGGGACGAUGAGGAGGCGGAGCGUGUGGCAGCUCGUGAGGCGAAGAAGAAGCGGUUAGCGGAGGAGAGCCGGAAGCGUGCCGAGGAGGAGGCAAAGGCGGAGGAGAAUGCGAGGAGGAAGAGGCUGGGUUUGCCGCUGCUGGAGGGGAGGAGUGACAGCAGGGAAGGCACGCCGUUGAAAGAGGGCGAGCAGGAUGUCGUAGAUGACGAGCUGCGGAUGAACCUGCGCGAUAUGGGCGAACCGACUGUACUGUUUGGCGAAACGCACCUGCAGCGACUUCGACGGUAUCGGAAGCUCACAGCCGCCGCAUUGGCGCCCAAGAUGAGCAAAGGACCUAUACCAACCACCAUCGAACUCCUCCCGGAAGCCGAGAUGAAAGUGCCGGCGAUCAUCCCUACAGAGAGCGAAGCGAAGAAAUACCUCUCCCGCCAAAUCGCCAGCUACUUCGACAUGGUUCUCACUGAGUGGCUCCUCGCCCUCUCUCGCCGCGACGCAGCAACAAAGGACUCCUUCUCCGGCAAACAGGCGUACAAUAACUUUCUCUCCGCGCGCGAGAAUCUGACGCCCUUAUUUCGCAAACUAGAAUCACAUGUCUUACCCGACGUGCUUUUGCGCUCGGUCAACGAGAUCGUGCAUCUUAUGCAGCUGAAGCAGUACGUUCGCGCCAAUGACGCGUACCUGAGGCUUAGUAUCGGCAAGGCUGCGUGGCCGAUCGGAGUGACGAUGGUAGGCAUCCACGAGAGGAGCGCGCGGGAGAAGUUGCAUGAGACGGAUAAGAAUAAGGAUGGGCAGGCGCAUAUUAUGGCGGACGAGACGACGAGGAAGAUGUUGCAGGGGAUCAAGCGGUGUUUGAGUUUUGCGCAGACGAGGUGGCCGCCGGAGGAUUUGGGGCAGUUGAUGGGGUGAUGCUGGCUGUACUGAUCUGGCUAGUGGUGCCAUGCCAUGGAAGCUGUGACUUGCUGUGACAAUGUCAAUGCAUUUGGGACGCGGCGGUCGCUUGCCGUGAUGCUUCUGCAUAGCUUCUC